CAGAAAUUCUUCAGCACAAGCACUGUGCUUUCUGCUGAGAAAGAUGAGUCUACGGCUUCCAAAACCAGCACCAAUGAAGUGGCAUCAGAGAGGAAGGAAGGCAAAGCAGAAACACCAAAGCAGAAGCUGUUAGACCUUAUUGGUGAUAUGAAAGUAGAAAUGAGCUACAGCAAGAAACUUCAACAGUUAAAAACACGUGAGAUCAAAAAGCAAGCCACAGGCAAUGCGGAAGGCCUGGACAGUGGAGGUGCUGUGCCUCGGAGAUCUACAGAAGACAUCCAGCGAGGCAAGCCUUUAAAUCCAGAAUUGGUGGAGGCUGCUUCUGCAGUUGCAUCUUCCCUAUCACUCAACAAGAAAGAGACAGAAUCAGAAUUACUUGCACAAUUAAGACGACAUGAAGAAAUCACAGAUAAACAGAAAAAGGGGACAACUGUUGACUUACGCAAUGUUCUUUCCAAAAUGGCAAUUAAAAGGCAGUCCACAGCUCAGAGAGGUGUGAGGAUAUCCAAUCGCAUCUCAUUGGAUUUGGAUGAGGAUGUUCAAAGCAAGUCUGGAAGACUAUUACCUCCGUCUUUUGUCUCCGGAAGAAGUCUCAAAGUAGGAAGGAGGCUUAAUAUAUUCACUAAGGCUUCUACAGAAACAGAAAAUGCACUGGAAACAGUAUCUCCACCAACAAUUUGGGAUCUGGAAUUUGCAAAGGAGAUUGCAGCAGUAACUGCCCAGCCUCCCCGAAAUGGUUUUGAGGAGAUGAUCCAGUGGACAAAAGAAGGAAUACUGUGGGAGUUCCCAAUUGACAAUGAAGCUGGGAUGGAGGAGGAUGCUGAAUUUCAUGAACAUAUCUUUCUGGAGAAACACCUUGAAAACUUCCCCAAGCAAGGACCUAUUCGCCACUUCAUGGAACUAGUCAUCUGUGGGCUUUCAAAAAACCCUUACCUCAGUGUUAAACAGAAGAUUGAACAUAUUGAGUGGUUCCACAAUUAUUUUGAGGAAAAGAAGGAAUUUCUUCAAGAGAUUUGAGACUUGGGAAAGUGCUUAACCUUGAAAUGAAGUGUCAUUGUGUCAGAUGAUUUCUUCUAAUGGAAAUGCUAUCAAUAUAUCAUGUGACCUGGAAGUUGUAUUUUAAAUAAUAAACUGAAAGGUCAUAAUUCCAUGUGUGUAUGUCUGUGUAUAUGUAGAUGGUUUUGUGACAACA
Molecule: messenger RNA, 1192 nt
Organism: Indicator indicator
Lineage: Eukaryota; Metazoa; Chordata; Aves; Piciformes; Indicatoridae
Gene: MRPS31
Product: mitochondrial ribosomal protein S31
Exons: 6
Coding region: 148-1017 (289 amino acids)
Cellular component (GO): mitochondrial small ribosomal subunit
Molecular function (GO): structural constituent of ribosome
Source: RefSeq, a predicted model, not a curated record